Oryza sativa Japonica Group (Japanese rice) is the source of this 1621-nucleotide messenger RNA. The record is from RefSeq and is a predicted model, not a curated record. NCBI's taxonomy places the organism in Eukaryota, Viridiplantae, Streptophyta, Magnoliopsida, Poales, Poaceae.
UAAUCGCGAGAAAAAUCCCCAGCGGGAGAGCUCACGAACUGUUCCCUUCCCAUGGCGGCGCUGCCUCUCCUCCGGUGGGGCGCUUCCUCCCUCCGAGGAGGCCACUCCUCCGCUCCGCCUUCGAGCCGCCUCUUCUCCGCGCUCCGCCGACCUCCCGCCGCCGCCCGCUGCGAGCCCGGCUCGAGGGUCAUGCUCAAGGGGAUGGACUACCCUGAGCUCGAGAAUUGGGUGCGGUCGCAGGGCUUCCGGCCAGGGCAGGCCAUGAUGCUGUGGAAAUGCCUCUACGGGAACAACGUAUGGGCGCAUUGCUAUGACGAGCUGGCUGGUUUAAACAAGGACUUCAGGAAAAUGCUAACAGAUCAUGCUGAUCUUAAGGCAUUAACUGUGAAAGACAUUCUUAACGCGUCAGAUGGGACCCGAAAGAUACUGUUCUCUCUUGAAGAUGGAUCAGUGAUUGAAACAGUUGUCAUUCCUUGCACUAGUGGCAGGACAACUGUCUGUGUUUCAAGUCAAGUGGGUUGUGCCAUGAAUUGUCAGUUUUGCUUCACUGGAAGGAUGGGCUUGAGAAAGCAUUUGUCUACAGCUGAGAUUGUUGAGCAGGCUGUGUUUGCUCGUAGACUGUUUUCAGAUGAAUUUGGAUCCAUCACAAAUGUUGUAUUUAUGGGCAUGGGUGAGCCGUUGCACAACAUUGACAAUGUACUAAAAGCCUCAGCUAUUAUGGUUGAUGAGCAGGGCCUUCAGUUUAGUCCUCGCAAGGUCACUGUCUCCACAAGCGGUCUUGUCCCACAGAUAAAACGCUUCCUACAGGAAUCCAAUUGUGCGCUGGCUGUGAGUCUUAAUGCAACAACUGAUGAGGUGAGAAACUGGAUAAUGCCUAUUAAUAGAAAAUACAAUCUCAGCUUGCUUCUUGGCACAUUAAGGGAGGAAAUUCGUUUGAAAAAGAAGUACAAAGUGUUUUUUGAAUACGUCAUGCUUGCUGGAGUGAACGACAGUGUGGAUGACGCGAAGAGACUAGUAGAUUUAGUUCGCGGGAUCCCUUGCAAGAUCAACCUCAUCUCUUUCAAUCCCCAUAGCGGGUCACAAUUCAAGCCCACUCCUGAUGAGAAAAUUAUUGAGUUUCGUAACAUUUUAAUUCAAGAUGGCCUUGUUGUAUUUGUUCGGCUCAGCAGAGGGGAUGAUCAGAUGGCUGCCUGUGGACAGCUAGGAGAGCCUGGGGACUACCAGCUACCCCUGCUCCGUGUACCUGAGAAAUUCCAGGUCGCUUUGUGACUCUAAACAUGCAGGUAUGACAGGCAUCUCCAAAAGGUUUUACAAGAUUGUGCCUUGCUUGAGAUACCUUAACCAUUAAGGUGUGCAUGCCAUUGCCACGACCUGACCACCAUACGGAAGGAAAGGAAAAGCCAAUCUAGCGCAAACCCCACCUGUAAAAGUCACUUCUUUCCAAAAGCAACUCUAUUAUGCUGCACAUAUUGGGCGUCUUUAGCACUAAUCUGCUGCCGAACUGGCAGUCUACACGUCUACUCGUUGCUUUAGCAGAGGCAUAGAUUUUGACAGUUGCUGAUUUUGUAUAUGGCCUAGUUUAGUUACCAAUUUUUUCUUCAAACUUCUAAUUUUUCCAUCA